This is a messenger RNA of Gastrolobium bilobum, 1868 nucleotides long. RefSeq names its product protein NRT1/ PTR FAMILY 4.3-like. Lineage: Eukaryota; Viridiplantae; Streptophyta; Magnoliopsida; Fabales; Fabaceae. Gene Ontology annotation, biological process: transmembrane transport; oligopeptide transport. The record is from RefSeq and is a predicted model, not a curated record. Gene Ontology annotation, cellular component: membrane. Gene Ontology annotation, molecular function: transmembrane transporter activity. The coding region runs from base 48 to 1790 and encodes 580 amino acids. The transcript is spliced from 5 exons.
CAAACCGGCUUCACAAUUAAUCUUGAGUGUGUGUGAAUUAGUGAAGAAUGGAGGGAGAAGAAGACAGCACAACUGUUGACUGGAGAGGCAGACCCUCUAACCCUCAUAAGCAUGGUGGAAUGAGACCUGCUCUUUUCGUUCUUGGGUUGCAAGCAUUUGAAAUAAUGGCAAUAGCUGCGGUGGGAAACAACCUCAUAACUUAUGUGAUCAAUGAGAUGCACUUCUCUUUGUCCAAAUCUGCCAACGUCGUCACUAACUUUGUUGGAACUAUAUUUCUCCUCGCCCUCCUCGGCGGCUAUCUUUCUGACUCUUACCUCGGCAGCUUCUGGACCAUCCUCAUCUUUGGUUUUCUUGAACUUUCUGGUUUCAUAUUGCUGUCAGUCCAAGCUCAUCUUCCUCAGUUGAAGCCACCGCCGUGCAAUAUGAUGAUGAGUGACGGAGAAGAACAGUGCAUAGAAGCAAAGGGCUUCAAGGCCAUGAUAUUCUUUUUAGCAAUAUACUUGGUGGCAUUAGGGAGUGGAUGUGUGAAGCCUAACAUGAUUGCUCAUGGAGGUGACCAAUUCAAUCAAGAGAACCCCAAGCAGUUAAAGAAUCUCUCCACUUACUUCAAUGCAGCAUAUUUUGCAUUCUCUUUGGGAGAACUCGUUGCCCUCACAAUUCUUGUUUGGGUUCAAACUCAUUCGGGAAUGGACGUAGGCUUCGGAGUAUCAGCAGCUGCAAUGGCAAUGGGAUUGAUAAGCUUGAUAUGUGGGACUCUAUAUUACAGGAACAAACCCCCACAGGGCAGCAUCUUAACCCCCCUUGCUCAAGUUCUUGUGGCUGCAUUUCUGAAAAGAAAGCAUAUCUGUCCAUCUAACCCACAAAUGCUUCAUGGAAGCCAAAACUAUGUUCAUACCGAUAAGUUCAGGUUCUUGGACAAGGCUUGUAUCAGAGUGGAAUUAGAGGGAACAAACAGAAAGGAAAGCGCAUGGAGAUUGUGCAGUGUGGGACAAGUUGAGCAAGUGAAGAUGUUGGUAUCAGUUGUUCCGAUAUUUUCUUGCACCAUCAUAUUCAACACAAUAUUAGCACAACUGCAGACAUUCUCAGUCCAACAAGGGAGUGCCAUGGACACCCAUCUAACCAAAUCAUUUCAUAUCCCACCAGCGUCGCUUCAGUCCAUUCCUUAUAUCUUGCUCAUCAUCGUAGUCCCUCUCUAUGACACUUUCUUUGUCCCCUUUGCCAGAAAAAUUACUGGUCAUGAGUCUGGAAUCUCGCCUUUGCGUCGAAUAGGUUUUGGCCUCUUUCUAGCUACAUUUUCUAUGGUUUCGGCUGCUCUAUUGGAGAAAAAGAGAAGGGAUGCAGCUCUGAACCAUAACAAAACUUUGUCUAUUUUUUGGAUUACUCCGCAAUUCUUAAUCUUUGGAUUGUCAGAGAUGUUUACAGCCGUUGGUCUCCUUGAGUUCUUUUACAAACAGUCCUUCAAAGGGAUGCAGGCAUUCUUGACAGCUAUCACAUAUUGCUCCUACUCAUUUGGAUUUUAUUUGAGCUCACUAUUGGUUUCUUUGGUCAAUAAGAUCACUUCAACUUCUUCAAAUGGUGCUGGUGGUGGUGGUUGGCUUCAUUACAACAAUCUCAACCAAGACAGGCUUGACCUUUUCUAUUGGUUAAUGGCUGCCCUAAGCUUUCUAAACUUCCUCAACUAUCUCUUUUGGUCCAGAUGGUAUUCUUAUGCUCCUUCCCAACCUGAACCUUAUGCCAAGCAAAACAAUAAUCAAUCCAAAUACUCUGGAUCAGAUGACAAUAUUCCCUAGCAUACCAAUUUAUUUAGUCUAGCCUUUUUGUACUAUAUUCAGUAUAAAGUUAUUAUGAAAAAUACUGUGAAGAAUGCA